AGUGUUACGCGGACGAGCCUCAGCAAUUAACCGUUUAUAUGCUUUCGCGCGCUUUCAUUAUUUCGUUUGCCCCGCGGUGCGUUUUCAAUUCGGUUAUUUCUUUUACCCUCGCAGUAUUACGUUUUUCUUUCUUCUUACUCGGUCCUAGAAUCAUCACGUAGACGAUUGGCGAAUUGUGCGAAUCUUGGGCUGCAGCAAUUAUCGCCCUAAAAGAGAGUGAUACUGCCUGGCUUGCAGUAACUACAUCGUUAUCGUUGUAUCGUUGCAUACAUUCCCAGGCGAAUGUAACAGGUGCUUCACAUAACUUAGUCUCUCACUUUCAAAAUUGCUGAAAUUUAAUCAAAUAUGAUUCAGCGAGCCAUGAAGCGAGCGUCAUUUAUAUUACCAUUCCUCAUUCUAACUUUGAAUAAAGAAAUCGGUGCUUUCGAUAUACUGUGUAAUUCAGACAAUGAUUGUCUCUUGAUGAUCAAGGCAGCUUAUAAACCAAAAUGUUUCGUACCAUUUUGCCAUUGUCUUUAUCCAGGAAAACUAGAUAAUUACGACCAAUGCACAGAGAAAGAACUUAUUUCCACGCCGAAGUUUCAAGAUGAAGCUGCAAGAAUUGGCAAAGUGGAGAAUUGUACUAAGACGGAAGAUUGUCAAAGAGUGAAAAUGAGCGUCUGCAAGUCUGGCUCGUGCGAGUGUCCAGAUGCCCGCGCGAUGAGCACCGACCGAACAAGCUGCCUUCCGAAAGCUCGGAAUCUCGACGACGAGUGCACCGAGAGCGCCCAAUGCAAGAGCCUCGGCUCGGCCAUCUGCGCCCAGCGUCGCUGUCGCUGUGAGCCAGAGCAUCAUUACACUGCAUCGAGCAAACGAUGCGUUCCUGAUAAAGACAAUGAAUUGGACUCUGCAGAUUCAGGAGCUGCUAUGAAUGAAAUGCAACUGUUCACAUCUUUUAUGAUAUUCUUUUGUAUAAUAUUGUUUAAAAUACAUUAAGAAAUUUGGCUAAUUAUCUUUUCUAUGCUGCUAUUGAAAUUAUUUCUUUAUUGUGAUUGAAUAUUAAGUUUAAUCAAAUUUUUGACUAUUUGUUUGGAAUGAUAGAAUUUGUAAUUUUUUUAAUCACCCAAACAUUGCAAUUUAUGUUACAUACCACAAUACUAAUUUUUAAAUGUUAUUAUUUUUAAUAUUUAUCAAAGUAUAUUUUUUAAAAAGUGUAACGAUAUAAAGAAAUAAAUAAAUUAUAUACUUCCACCAAGAAUUUGAU
Trichogramma pretiosum is the source of this 1243-nucleotide messenger RNA. RefSeq lists its product as uncharacterized. The transcript has 4 exons. The coding region runs from base 346 to 975 and encodes 209 amino acids. The record is from RefSeq and is a predicted model, not a curated record. NCBI's taxonomy places the organism in Eukaryota, Metazoa, Arthropoda, Insecta, Hymenoptera, Trichogrammatidae.